ACUUGCUCUGUUUGAUGACUGGAAUACUAUGACUGUGUAUGUGUCAAUGGACAACACCGUUGUUAUUGAAGACAUCAAGAAACAGUGUAAGCAGCCAGGCCGGGAAAGCAGGUCCAGGGCUGGCCCCUGUGGCCGAGGAGAAGUGCCAGCGUCGGGCCAGAGCUGUUCAGAGGCUCAGGGAAGGGCACUUCAGUCCCAAAGGCCCCUGGACUGGAGGCCCCUGCUGCUGGUCAUUCCUCUUCGAAUGGGCAUUAACAGCAUCAACCCCGUGUACAUUCAGGCCUUCAAAGAGUGUUUUAAGAUGCCUCAGUCAUGUGGUGUUUUGGGAGGAAAGCCCAACCUGGCCUAUUAUUUCAUUGGAUUUAUCGAUGAUGAGUUGAUCUAUUUGGACCCUCACACUACGCAGCAGGCUGUGGACACUGAAUCAGGCAGUGCUGUGGACGACCAGAGCUAUCACUGUCAGAGGACCCCACACCGCAUGAAAAUCACUAGCCUGGAUCCAUCUGUUGCACUGGGCUUUUUCUGCAAGAGUGAGGAGGACUUUGACAGCUGGUGUGAUCUGGUUCAGCAGGAGCUCCUCAAGAAAAGAAAUUUGCGGAUGUUCGAGCUGGUAGAGAAACACCCCUCUCAUUGGCCUCCGUUCGUCCCUCCCACCAAACCAGAGGUGCAGACCACAGGAGCAGAGUUCAUCGAGUCCCCAGACAAGCUUUUUGAGUCAGAAGAGGAGUUUGAGAUCCUAAAUGUGUGAUCAGUCCACGGAUGAUGGGAUGUCAGUAGCCUUCCUCUGCUCCACACUGCACAAGUGCCUCCGAUCAACACCAAGCACACGCUUCCCAUACGCAAAAAACAACAGCAGAAAUCCCUUUCAGUGAGCUCGUUCUGUGGUGAACAGGAAAAUAACAAGCCAAGGAUCCCGUAGCAACUUUGUGUGAGGCUUAGCCUCAUUCAGAGGUCGUGUAAGAGACUGUGUUUUUAACUAUGGAAACAAACCGAGAACUUGAGUUUGCAUGAACUUCAUCGUACUGUAUCAUGGAGAGGUGAAGGCUUUCAUGAGGAUGAUAUCUUUACAACCUCAACACACUCUACCUCCUGACUGCAGGAGAUGGAUAGUAUGCAGACAUCUUUAAUUCAGUGUUAUUCAAGGAAAAAAAAGACAACCGUAUUGGUUAAAAAAAAGUGCCUCUCUUUUUGACACAUUUAUGUUUCUGACUGGUAAAGGUGGUUUCCUUUCCUUAUUACAGUGGGUUAAUUAUUUCACCCACCCCUGCACAUCUGUAAAUAUGGCUUCAAAUGAUGAUAUUUAAAUAAGUUUAGCGCGUUUAUAAUUGGUCCUAUCAAUUUUU
This is a messenger RNA of Sinocyclocheilus rhinocerous, 1343 nucleotides long. Its product is annotated as cysteine protease ATG4A-like. Gene Ontology annotation, biological process: mitophagy; protein processing; autophagosome assembly. Gene Ontology annotation, cellular component: cytoplasm. The transcript has 7 exons. Bases 29 to 748 code for a protein of 239 amino acids. Lineage: Eukaryota; Metazoa; Chordata; Actinopteri; Cypriniformes; Cyprinidae. The record is from RefSeq and is a predicted model, not a curated record. Gene Ontology annotation, molecular function: cysteine-type endopeptidase activity; protein-phosphatidylethanolamide deconjugating activity.